ACUUUUAUUUUGGUGUUGUGAUGUGACGUCAUAAGACUGCGCCGCUCUCGGUUGUGAUUCGGCUGAAGAAAGGACAAAGUGUUCAAACUCACAGAAAAACUCCUGCUGAAGCGACAGAUCCACGUGACACUGUUAUAAAGAUGGCGUUUAUUAAACAGGAGAGUGAAGACAUAAGGAUUGAAGAAGUAUUCAGUCUCAAACAUGAAGAUACUGAGGAACAAACAGACCUGAUGGUGCUGAAAGAAGAGAGGCGAGAACUGACAAAGAUAGAAGAGAAAGAUCAAAAUGAGAGACUUGACGUCAUGACUGCGGAAACAACUUCAUCACCAAAAAAAGUUCAGAAGAGCAAAUCUAACAGUUGCUUAAUCUGCCUUCAGUGUGGAAAGAGUUUCAAGAAAAAAUAUAACCUUCAAAUGCACACGAAUGUUCACAAAUGCCGUCAGUGUGGAAAGAUAUUCACAUGUAAAGAAAACCUUAAACGCCACAUGAAUAGUCACACUGGAACGAAGCCUUUCAUAUGCCAACUGUGUGGAGCAUGUUUAGCACAUAAACAAAGCCUUGAUUCCCACAUGAAACGUCACACUGGAGAGAAGCCAUUCACAUGUGAUCAGUGUGGAAUGAGUUUCAGACUUAAAGGAUCCUUUGAUUCCCACACGAAGAAAGAACACUCAGGAGAGAACUGUUUUACAUGUAAUCGGUGUGAAGAGAGUUUCACUUGUAAAGGAAACCUCAAAACUCAUAUGAGAAUUCACACUGGAGAGAAUCCUUUUACCUGCAAUAUGUGUGGGAAGAGCUUCACAUAUAAAUCAGCCUUUGAUACCCACAUGAGAAGACAUACUGGAGAGAGGCCUUUUGCCUGCAAACUGUGUGGGAAGAGCUUCUCACGCAAAUCAUCUCUUCAGAUUCACACGGUCGUUCACACUGGAGAGAAGCCGUUUCCAUGUGAUCAGUGUGGAAAGUGUUUCAGAUAUAAAACAACCCUAGAUUCACACAUGAAAAUUCACACUGGAGAGAGUCCUUACAUCUGCAAAUUUUGUGGGAAAAGCUUCGCACAAAAUAGAAAUCUUAAGAUUCACAUGAGAAAUCACACAGGAGAGAAGCCUUUUGUGUGUGCUCAGUGUGGAAAAUGUUUUACGCGAGAAUCAAACCUUACUUGCCACAUGGCACUUCACUCAAAGGAGUAUAAAUGUCAUCAGUGUGGACAGAGAUUCCCAGACAAGAGACACCUUACCUGGCAUGAAAGAAUUCAUUCUCGAAAGACUAUCACGUGCCAUGACUGUGGAAAGAGUUUCAGAUUUGAAGGACACUUUAAGGUUCACAUGAGAAUCCACACUGGAGAAAAACCCUUCACCUGCACUCAAUGUGGAAAGAGUUUCAGAUUUAAAGGAAAGUGUAAUGUUCACAUGAGAAUCCACACUGGAGAGAAACCCUUCACCUGCACUCACUGUGGAAAGAGUUUCAGUCAGAAGAUAACUCUUCAGAUUCAUACGAGGCUUCACACUGGAGAGAACCCUUUCACGUGUCUUCAGUGUAAGAGGAGCUUCACAUAUAAAAGAGACCUGAACCGUCACUUGCAAACACAUGGAAAGAAACUGCAGUGCUCUGCGAGUGGAAAGAAGCUUAGAAAAAGGAGCAAUUUGAAAAAUCAAAAGCACGUUCGCUCUGGAGGAAGGCAGUUUAAUUGUGAUCAGUGUAAUAAAACAUUUCUUUUGCCAUCACACUUACAGAUACACCUGAAAAGUCAUGCAGAUGUGAAACCAUAUUUGUGUUCUUCGUGUGGAAAGCGUUUUAAAUGGCUCAGUAGUUUAAAAUGGCAUCAGAAAAUACGCAUCUGUGUGAAACUAAAGCUCCGUUCACACCGCAGCCGAAAGUGACUCAAAUCUGAUCAUCCACCUUCAUGACUAUUUGCAUUCUUCUCCUCUAGAUAGACUCUACAUUUUUAACCGCUGUGUAUGUGACCAUCUGCUUUGCUAUAAUUCAGUUGUUUUGUAUAAUUCAGUAUAAUUCAAUUGUUGCAGGACACACCUUUGUGAAUAUGAAAUUAAUCUUUGAAACUUUACAGAUACUUGCGUUCACAAAUUUCACAAUUAAAUGUCGUUAUUAUAAGUGUCGUUAUUGUUAGAUUAGUUAAUUGUAAAGUUCAGUAGUUAUGAAACUCAAUUAUCCAGAUUAAUACAGUUCCAUCUUUUGUUCUUAUCUGAGGGCCUGUUUCCACCUGGUCACUUCAUGCAUUUUCUCUGAUCGGAUAGCUCUCUGAUUUUUUAAAACUGUUCCAUUUACACUUGGCCAUAAAUGUGUCUUCGCAAAAUGGAUAUAUGUCCGAUCUUCAGUUCCCAUACUAUAUGCAAAUUUAACGGUUUUCACGACAAUGAAAGCAACAGAUAUGCGCUGCAUUUAUUCAUCAUCAGCUAAUUUCAAAAUCAAAGACCGCAAUAGGAGUGUGGCAUCAGCACUAGUUAAGAUCAUUUAGUGUCACUACUUUUAAUAAAGAUGAUUGUGUGUUAAGCAUCUUCAACGUACUUUGUUUCAUUUGCGGAAGUUUUUGCGUCAGCUUGCUGAAGAGAUACUCAGCUAUGAUGCAUUUUGCAUUAGCACCGUCGUAUCUUACUAUAACAUAUAAUAGCCUAUAAAAUGCUCUUUAUUAUAUUAACAUUUUGGGAGGAGUACAAUUUACAUACGUUUUUAACAUUUACAUAUGUGUAUUAAGUGAUUCAGAGUAACAGAAAUACAGCAGCAAUAUGUCUGUGUUGGCUGAAUAUGUUUAGGAGCUUCUACAGUUGCAGAUAAAACUUACAAAUUUUAGUUUUUAAACUAAAGGCAGGGUAGGUGAUUUGGUUCAAAACGGUUUUUGUUAUGCUGGUUGAAAGUCUCUUCACAUCCUGAUAGCAAGCACUAAGUUAAGUGGUCUAAAUUUAUUUAUAUGUAUUUGGGUGAUUCUCACGAAAUCUUUUUUUUUUAAAUUUCAAGCAUGAAAAUUUUAAAAAUGGUUAAAUUAACUUUUUUUUCCAGAUAUUAGCAACAAAGUCUGGAACGCUGUGAACAUUCAUUUAAAAAAUGUUACUUAACAUUUAACACAUUUUGAACAUAAUUUCCAAAAUAAGUCCUAAAAAAUCUCAUUACCGCAACAGACUGAAAACAUCAACACUCUUAGAAAAGCAAAUACAUUUUCACAUUUUUAAAAAUGGAUUGUUAGUAGUCAUGCACAGUUACUUGAAAUUCUGAAAUAAUAUUUAUUUUUAAUUUAAGUUCUUUUUUAAAUUUUGAUUGAUUUCUCUCAUUACCGCAACACCUUCCACAAUUUACAACUAAUUUUUAAAAAUAUUUCGAUGAAACCGGACAUUUUUUCAAAAUCAUGAGACAAACCUGAAAGAACAUAAUU
Molecule: messenger RNA, 3379 nt
Organism: Onychostoma macrolepis
Lineage: Eukaryota; Metazoa; Chordata; Actinopteri; Cypriniformes; Cyprinidae
Product: gastrula zinc finger protein XlCGF57.1-like
Exons: 3
Coding region: 141-1874 (577 amino acids)
Biological process (GO): regulation of transcription by RNA polymerase II
Cellular component (GO): nucleus
Molecular function (GO): RNA polymerase II transcription regulatory region sequence-specific DNA binding; DNA-binding transcription factor activity, RNA polymerase II-specific
Source: RefSeq, a predicted model, not a curated record